Molecule: messenger RNA, 929 nt
Organism: Lotus japonicus
Lineage: Eukaryota; Viridiplantae; Streptophyta; Magnoliopsida; Fabales; Fabaceae
Product: cell wall / vacuolar inhibitor of fructosidase 2-like
Exons: 1
Coding region: 217-753 (178 amino acids)
Biological process (GO): negative regulation of catalytic activity
Molecular function (GO): enzyme inhibitor activity
Source: RefSeq, a predicted model, not a curated record
GAUAUCCUAUUACAAGCCUAGCAUAAAGUAAAACAUUUAAUAUUCAUUCAAGACAAAGCUGGGUCUAAAUAAGAUCUGAAGAAGAAAAGGAGCCAUAUGACUCAAGUUCUUGACUUUAGUGCCUCAAUUUUCUUUGUAGUUUGAAAUCUCUCCCCCCUUUUCACUUCUCCCCUCAAUAAUUUCUCAAGAAAAGCCAGAGUCACCCAACACUUCACAAUGACUGCUAAGAUCUUCUUGCUGAUUCUCCUCUUUGCAGCACACCCUCAUCCUUAUGCACUUGUGAAUGGAGAUACCACUUUGAUCAAAACAACUUGCAAGAACACCAAGUACUACAGUCUCUGCUUCUCUUCCCUGAAAUCAGAUCCUAGCAGCCCAAAUGCAGAUCCUAAAGGCCUAGCUGUGAUCAUGGUUGGGAUUGGAAUGACAAAUGCAACCUCCACUUCUUCUUACCUCUCUUCUAAGUUGCUAAGUCCUUCCAACAACACUACCUUGAAAAGGGUCCUCAAGGAGUGUGCAGAUAAGUACACCUAUGCUGGUGAUGCCCUCCAAGCUUCGGUGCAGGACUUGGAAACUGAGGUGUAUGACUAUGCUUACAUGCACAUCACUGCUGCCAAAGAUUACCCAAAUGCUUGUCACAAUGCAUUCAAAAGAUAUUCUGAUUUGGUUUAUCCUCCUGAGCUUGCUCUUAGAGAAAAAGGUUUGAGGCAUAUCUGUGAUGUGGCAUUGGGGAUCAUUGAUAAUCUCAAUUGGUAGGACUUACGAGCAUUUAUUUGUGUAUAAAUUCAACUUUGUUAUGCAAACCAUAUUCUCUGGUGUGUUAGUUUUUCUACCAUAUAUAUCAUUUUAUGUUCUAAGGAAUAAUUCAUACUUGUGCGCAUGCUCUUCAGAGUAACUAAUUAUUCAGACAUAUUCAACUUCAGUUUAUCCAA